AUUUAAGGACUGAAGUAUUUUAUGGUUGGGUAAUUCAGUUGGGUAAUUGUUAUAGAAUCACAACCACAAGAACACUGAAGAGCACAGAUAGAAGAUAAAGGAAUGGAAUAUAAGACCUGUUUAGUACUAGCUACUGCCUUGUGUUUUGGAUUUGUUUGCCCUCAAAAGGAUAAUCGUCCACCAUAUGCCUGCCAAUGUCUAAUGGAAACCAGUGAAAGAGAGGAAUGUGGAUUUUUUUCAGAAAACAUUACUGCAGAGCAGUGCACAGAAAAUGGAUGCUGCUUUGAUGCAUCAGUGCCCGAUGUCCCCUGGUGCUUCAAACCAUCAGGUGAAAGAGCUUCAGUAACCUAUGCAAGGAAAACAGUUCCAUCUCAAGAAAGAAAGGAGUGUGGCUAUCAAGGGAUCACACGCAAAAGGUGCAAACGAAUUGGAUGCUGCUUUGAUCUAAAGGCACCUGGUGCACCAACUUGUUUUCAUCCCCCGGUAAAUGAAGCUUCUCAAAACUGUGUAAUGGAAGGAAGUGCAAGGCUAGAAUGUGGUUACCCAGGCAUCACCGCUGAGGAAUGCCAAGCAAAGGGAUGUUGCUUCAAUUCAUAUGACAUUAAUACCCGGUGGUGCUUUCAUCCUCUGUCAAACACAGUACCUGCAAGGCUAUGUGGAAUGGCACCCAAGAAACGAGUGUCAUGUGGAGCGUCUGACAUCUCUGCUGAUGAAUGCAUGGCCAGAGGAUGUUGUUAUGAACAUUACCAGUAUGCCAAAACAGUCCCCUGGUGUUUCCAUCCGCAUGAAAAACAAGGAAAUUAUUCUAAUAUGAAGAAUCAGAAAAGGCUCUGGUUAUGUCUAGUUAUUUUAAUUCUAGGUUGCAGCAUACUGCUUGAAGGGGUAACAGCUCCACCAAAAUGCCGAUGUGACGUUGAUCCCCACAAACGAACCAACUGUGGAGCUCCUGGGAUCACGCCCCAGGAAUGUGAAAAUUCAGGAUGUUGCUUCAGUUCAACAGUGCCAGGAGUCCCUUGGUGCUUCAAACCAACCCCUCCAAAAUAUAGAAAGGUGUGUCCUGCAGAUGUGAAACUCCGCAAGAACUGUGGCUACCCAGGAAUCUCUGCCAAUGAAUGCGCAAGGAGAAAGUGCUGUUUUGAGAGCAAACCACCUGGUGUCCCAUGGUGCUUUUUUCAUAUCUUUGCAGAAGAGGUUCCUGACACAACACUGGAAAACACUGAGAAAUAUAAAGCCAAUUGGAAGACACCAUCAAGUGUUAAAAUGAUGCUUCAGGAAGGAACUUUCACAAAAAGCAUGCUUUUGACGGAACUAUUCAAGCACAUGUUAAUUUCUUGUGGAACACUAAAGCUUCCUGACAGAGGAAAGCAAGCUGCCAUGGAACAGAAGUUCUGGUUACUGGUGAUGGUCCUUUUCUUAGGAUCCAGCAGCCUGGCUAAUGGGUUUUACCUGAAAUUACUUCCAGGACAAUGCCAAGUGCAACCAAAUGCCAGAGUGAAUUGUGGAUACCCCUACAUCAGUGCUCAGGAAUGCUACAAUAGAGGAUGCUGUUUUGAUUCAAGUACUGUUGGAGUCAUCUGGUGUUUCUUUCCACAAGAGAAUGCAGAAUGUGUCAUCUAA
Messenger RNA from Pseudonaja textilis, 1617 nucleotides. Lineage: Eukaryota; Metazoa; Chordata; Lepidosauria; Squamata; Elapidae. The record is from RefSeq and is a predicted model, not a curated record.